GGAGUGGAGUGGAGCGGAGUGGACUAUUUUGACAUUGAUUUUGCUGGUGGACUUUUUAGCUCGCCAACUUUCCAGCUCGUUGUUUUAUUCGAGUGUUUCAGAUAAGUUAGGAAAUGGUGUGUCACAGGAUCAUGAAGGCUGUUCGUCCUUCUGCUGUGGGCUUGUUGUCCAGGUUUAUACUGAACAAGAGCGGGGUGUGUCACAUGACACCAGUCAGCGUCCGCCACUCCAGCAACAGCGAAGAGGAGAAAAUCAGCCGCUAUCCUGUGCCUUACAAGAAAACCCUGCCUUACGACAUGGUGGAGCUGAUGGAGGAGGUCGAGAUGAAGGGUGGCUUCCUGCCGAACGUGUUCAAGGCCCUUGCUCAUCGACCCGCCGAAUUCCGAGCUUUCUUCUCUUAUUAUAAUUUACUCAUGAACAAAGAGACUGGAGGUUUGUCAAAAGCAGAUCGAGAGUUGAUUGUGGUGGCGACCAGCGCCCAUAACAACUGCCUGUAUUGUGUCGUAUCGCACAGUGCACUGCACCGUAUCUACUCGAAGAAGCCCACGCUAGCUGAUCAGGUGGCGGUGAAUUAUAAAGUUGCAGAGUUAACCCCACGGGAGCGAGCCAUGCUGGACUUUGCCCUCAGUGUGUGUUGCAGUGAGACACUGACAGACGAGCACUUCAGCUCACUGGAGGCUCACGGAUUUGAUCGCGAGGAUAUCUGGGACAUCGCUGCCAUCACCGCCUUCUUUGCUCUGUCCAACCGCAUGGCCCACCUCACAGACAUGAGACCCAAUGCAGAGUUCUACAACUUGGGCAGAGUGCCUCGAGAGAAACAUCCGCCAAGCACGGAGCAUGACCAGCCAUAGAGCAGAGCAGUGAUCAUAGGAGAUGUGAACAAAAUAUCAAGCGUCACCAUACCUGAAGGGAUUUUCCUGAUAAACAUUAGGUCACAUUUAUUUAGGUUUGUUAAGGAAAUACGAGCUGAACCAUCAGCGUCACAUUUAAAUCCUUUUCUAUCUAACUGCUCGUAAAAAAAACGAGUAACCAUAAUCCAAAGGGACUCAUUGUCUUGUAUCCUGUCUCAGAAGGUUUUACCCUAAAAGGGGGAUAUUUUUCAAAAUCUUCAGCCCUAUUCAGACAGGAUUAGUUUUACAUGGGCAGGUGGGGUUAUGUAAUCACUACCGGUGUAUCUCUGGAACCCAAGUCCAGCAUUAUGCUUCUAGAUGAUCGAUCUUCUCAUAAAGGUUGUGUGUAAAUAUUUGCAUAAGCCAGCCAAACUGAACAAAAAAUAAUUUCCGCUAGAUUUACAAACGUUUCAGAAACACCGAUUUUCUUAGAACUUGUGUAGAUACAUCAGUCACCCAUAAAAUGUAAACCACGUUCCUGGCAAGGCAAGUUUAUUUAUAUAGCACAUUUCAUACACAAUGGCAGUUCAAUGUGCUUUACAGAAGUAAAAACAAAAACAGUAAACAAUAGAGAAAUAAAAUCACAUAAAAUAAUUUUAUUUUUAUUCUAAAACAAUUAAUUAAAAGAAUUAAAAGAAAAUAAUAAGAAUUAAACAAUAGUAGAAAUAAAAUAAUAAAAUGAAGUAGUAGUUCAAAUAGGAGGAGAAAAAAGAAACCAGCAGAAUAGAAUAAAGAAUAAAAUAGAAUAAAGUUAAAGUAAAUUUAAAACAUGCAGAGAAAGUAAAGAUUAUAAAAAAUGUAAAGAAGACAAUAUUAAUUAUUUAACAGAAAGCAUCUGAAAACAGCCUGGUCUUUAACCUAGAUUUGAAGCUGCCAACAGCAGGAGCAUUUUUAAUGUCCUCUGGCAGUUGGUUCCAUAGCUGUACUGCAUAGUAGCUAAAAGCUGCUUCACCACACUUUGUUUUAACGACUGGUUUUAAUAGUAAAUUUUUCUGUUUUGAUCUGGUAGAUCUGAUCGGGUUAGGCCGCUGCAACAUAUCAGAGAAGUAAUUGGGCCCUGUACCAUUUAGAGAUUUGUACACCAGCAGCAAUGCUUUAAAGUCAAUUCUGUAGCUUACUAGAAGCCAGUGAGCUGGCACAGCUCAUUUGCAUUUAAUGACACCCACAAAACUCCAUAAAAGGUCAAGUGCACAGACAGACAUGAGCACGAAAUGAAUAAAGUUAAAGGCUGAAAGGCAAAAGUUAUUUUGACUCGCUUCUAUGCCAAUAAAAUAUUUAACAAUAUAUAAUAUUAUUAUUAAUAAUAUGUGUGCUAAAUCUUUUAUCAGCUGAGGCAUUUCUUUAUGGCUUACAGCGAUAUGCUGAUGGACUGACCCAUCCUCCCUUUAUACGGCACUGUUUCUUUUGUCAUAAUUGAAUGAGGAGUUUUAUUUGGCUUUAUGGAUUUUUUUUUUUGGUAAUACUGAAUUUCUGCAUGGUAUUUUAGUAUGAGGAUGGCAUUUUGAUAGAGAUUCUAAAGCACUUCUAUAAGUCACUCUGGAUAAGUACGUCUGCUAAGUGCUGUAAAAAUAAUGCUGUAAAAUAAGCAGUUUAUCCUCGACAGUAUAUUCCAUAUAUAAAAGUGCAGUAAUCCCUGCAAAUUAUAUGAAUUGGUGUUAGUCAAGUUGAGGAUUAGGAUGAGGUUAAUUCUUCUUAUGUAUAAAUUUACACACACUUUACAGGAGUACGAGUAGGAUAUGAAUGUUUGGUUUUUUGCAUAUUUCCCAGAUUUUCAUAGAUACCAAAUUACAUGUGUGGACACUCGUAUGAACAAUUUGCGAAUAAAUGAAUAAAAAGACCCAAAGUCAGGAAUUUUAUAAAGAAAGAUUACACCAUCUUAUGCCUAGUAUCAACUGAGCAGUGGAAAUAAUCCACCCCCUUUACCAACUGUUUCCUGUGGGGGGGGGAGGUUGUGCACUUUUCUUUCUUAUAAAGAAACUCCAUCCAGGAAGUGCUCCCCCCCCCCCCCCCCCCCCCUCGUCUCCCACCAAAAUUAAACCAAAACUAAUUUAACGUUUAACGGUAUAAAAUAUCAAUAAUCUUUAAAAGGACUUAAAAGGAAAAGUAGCACUUGUUGUUGUUAUUAGGGAGUUCCUAGCACAGGUACAGCCCGUUAAAAUGAUUUUUUUUUUAAAAAAAGAGAGAGACCACGAUAAAUAAUUUCAAAACUUUUCCCACCUUUUAAUGUGACCUAUAACCUGUACAAUUCAUUUGAAAGACAAACAAAUC
This is a messenger RNA of Neoarius graeffei (lesser salmon catfish), 3158 nucleotides long. RefSeq lists its product as uncharacterized. Gene Ontology annotation, molecular function: peroxiredoxin activity. The coding region runs from base 114 to 851 and encodes 245 amino acids. Lineage: Eukaryota; Metazoa; Chordata; Actinopteri; Siluriformes; Ariidae. The record is from RefSeq and is a predicted model, not a curated record. The transcript has 5 exons.